AACAUUCGAAUUUUAGUUUUCAAACUGCGCAGUCGCAACCGCAAAUUAAAAAAGGAACAAAUCGAGAGCGAAAUAGGAUAAAUAUAGUGUCGUGUAACUAGAACAUUUCCGUAAACGUUUUUGGGCAUUUAUGGCUUUGCAAUAAUUCGCGAGCUUGUUGAGCAGCAACAAAAAAAAAAACAAAAAAAAACAAAAAAAAACGCAAUUCAUUGCCAUUGGCAACAACAAAGUAGAGCCGAAAAAAGGGAAGCGUAGUCAAAGCAAGUGGCGAAAAAAACGAAAAAACGACGAAAGGCAUUCCGAAAAUUAACAGGAAGAGCAAAAGUCUAUGCUUUUUUUUGGAAACCAUACAAGUGGUGACAUACAGACUUUUCUCUUAAAUAAAAAUAAUAAAAAACCCAAAGGAAAACAGCUAAAAACAAAUUCUGCAAAAUAUCCGAAGCAGCAAAAGGUCGUAGAAAAAUCUUUUGAGUGAAGAAAGCGUUGUGGAAAAGCCCUCAAGAUUCAGAUAAAGCAGGAAAUGCACGCGCUUCAGGAGGGCGCCACUAUGCUGCACCGCCAGCAGCCACCGCCGCCCACUUCUGGCGAGGAUCACCUGCUCACCGCUGAUAGUUUCUUUUACGCACGCAGCAAUCCCAUGGAGAAUGCGGCCGCAGCAGCAGCCGCCGCAGCAGCGGGCCUGAUUGAUCCGCACCACAAUCGCGAUCUCCACCAGGCGCUGGUGGCAUCGAUAGCCAACAAUGGUGUGGCCGCCAUCGGUGGUGGCCUGACCACGGCGGCGGUCCUGAAGAGUGCCGCCCAGCAGUCACAGCAGGCGGUGCAACAGAACCAGAACGCCGUGGUGGUGGUGCCACCUGGACAGGAUCAGCCCAAACAGGAGCAGGCCCAACAGGCGGCACUGGCGCUGCUCAAGGAGAAUGUCAAUGCCUCCGCCGGUGCGGGACAGAACAACGGCCAGCCGGCCAUGGGGGGCAGCAACAAGAGCGGCUCCUCUGGCAGAUCCACGCCCAGCCUGAGCGGAGGCAGUGGCUCCGAUCCGGCACCCGGCAAACUCUUUGUCGGCGGCCUCAGCUGGCAGACGUCGUCCGACAAGCUGAAGGAAUACUUCAACAUGUUUGGCACCGUCACCGAUGUGCUCAUCAUGAAGGAUCCCGUCACCCAGCGCAGUCGCGGCUUUGGUUUCAUCACAUUCCAAGAACCCUGCACCGUGGAGAAGGUCCUCAAGGUGCCCAUUCACACACUCGAUGGCAAGAAGAUCGAUCCCAAGCAUGCCACCCCAAAGAACCGACCUCGCCAGGCCAACAAGACCAAGAAGAUCUUCGUGGGCGGCGUCUCGCAGGACACCUCCGCCGAGGAGGUCAAGGCCUACUUCAGCCAGUUCGGACCCGUCGAGGAGACGGUUAUGCUGAUGGACCAGCAGACGAAGCGCCACCGCGGCUUUGGAUUUGUCACCUUCGAGAACGAGGAUGUGGUCGACCGCGUCUGUGAGAUUCACUUCCACACCAUCAAGAACAAGAAGGUCGAGUGCAAGAAAGCACAGCCCAAGGAAGCGGUCACUCCGGCUGCCCAGCUCCUCCAGAAGCGCAUUAUGUUGGGCACCCUUGGCGUUCAGCUGCCCACAGCUCCUGGCCAGCUGAUUGGAGCUCGUGGUGCCGGCGUGGCCACCAUGAACCCACUGGCCAUGCUCCAGAAUCCCACACAGCUACUGCAAUCGCCGGCAGCAGCCGCUGCCGCCCAGCAGGCCGCCCUCAUAUCACAGAAUCCAUUUCAAGUACAAAACGCCGCCGCAGCAGCCUCGAUGGCCAAUCAGGCUGGCUUCGGCAAGCUGUUGACCACAUAUCCGCAGACUGCGCUGCACAGCGUCAGAUAUGCACCCUACUCGAUCCCCGCCAGCGCCGCCACUGCCAACGCCGCCUUGAUGCAGGCUCAUCAGGCGCAAAGCGUGGCCGCCGCUGCCCAUCAUCACCAGCAGCAGCAACAGCAGCAGCAUCAUCACCAGCAGCAGACCCACAAUGCCCAUGUGGCCGCCGCCCAGCAGCAGCAGCAGAGCCACCACAGCGCCGUCUCGAAUCCCGCUUCGCAGGCGCACUCGGCAGCAGCGGCUGCCGCCCUGGCGGCCAAUGCUGCGAAUGGGGCGGGUGCCGCUGGAGCCCACAGCCUGGCCGCUGCCGCCCAGCAAGCUGGCUUAAUGGCCGGCAAUCCCCUGAAUGCCGCUGCUGCCGCCGCCGCCGCUGCUGCCAAUCCGGCGGCUGCCUACUCCAACUAUGCGCUGGCCAACGUGGACAUGUCCAGCUUCCAGGGCGUCGAUUGGAGCACCAUGUACGGCAUGGGCAUGUACGUCUAAGACGCGCGUUUUGUUUGGUAAUUUGAAUGAAACACUCUCACCAUGCAUACACCAUACACUAUACACCACCACCACCACCCUACCACACCCACAUGUGAACACCACCCCUAGUAAUAGAUCCAUACGAAAUCCACAUGGCCCCAAUCCAUUAAUAUUCAUAGAACCACACAGAAACACACUCAUAUGAAGUUGGUUUUCCUUUGAGUUUGGCUAAGUUAGUAGUCCGAUACACGGAAGGCAAAUUAAGUAUUAUAUUUAAGGCGCCCCCGGGCGAGUUCAAUAAAUACUAACUAAUAUAUAUAUAAAUAUAACAAAUCAUAAGCAAUAUAAGCGAGAAAAAAAGAACAAAAACGGAAGCAAAGCAAAGCGAAAUCAAGGAAAAACAAAAUUCAAAACCAAAAAGCAAAAAUUACGGAGCGUUAGAGAAGCAAAAGAAAGAAGGAAAACACAUUAAAAAACCACCGAUUGUGAUUGCGUUUAAAUGUAGCCGUUAAUAUAUAAUUUUUAGUGCAUAAAAGAAAACCAUUAAACCUAAACCUAAAUUAAAAUAAACCUAAAUAAAAACAAAACGUAAAUAUAUAAAUAUACAUACAUAUUUAUAAAAUGCAAGAGCAAGGAAUGAAUCUUAUAAGUUAACUCAAGAAUGGCGCUCACUAAUUAAAGAUCGAAAAAUUGUUCAUUUUUCUGGAGCCCUAAACUCAGCUGAAGUGAAUGAGAAACUCCUGCAAGGGCAGUAUUAAUUAAUUGAAUGAAACAGCGAUUGAAAACGUUUUGCUCAAGACAAAGAAUUAUUAAUUAUUGUUUAAAUCAGCGAUGAAACCCUAAAUUAGACUAUUAUUUUAGACGUUUAGUUGAGUUCGAAUUUAAUUCACCCAGCAUAGAAUACAACAACAACAGAGUUAACCAAUCACUAACGAACAUCACCAAACUCACCAACACGAAAACUCUCUACUCCUAUAUCCUAUUUCUAUCUUCCAAAAUCUCUUCUGUGUACUUAAUUAUAAUAACAAUUACAAAUACCACAACGAACUAAACAAAAUUUCGUUGUGUUUUAUGUGUGCGACUCUUAUUUGAUUUAGUUUUAUAACAAGUUUAGUCUGCACUCAAUCUCAACCAUUUGUAGCAAGUAACUAAAUAACAUUUGUUGAACAUUUUGGCAUUUGCAUAUUCUUAUUAUUAUACUUUCGAGCGACGAAAAGUUCUCAAGACUAGCGGCUUCAUUUAUAGUUCUUAAGAUAUUAUACCGAGAACGAGUCCUUAGGGCACUACUAAUAUUUUAGACCUUCUUCACCCCUUUUCUGAAUCAUUUGCAUAACCAUCCAAACAGCUCAUGAACCAGGUAACAUUACUCUACUGUAGCUUAUUGUUUUAAAUGGCACAAUCUUAGUUAUUAAUAUUAUUUUGUAAUUACCCUUAUAUGUAGCAUUUGCAUUUGAUUUUGCAUUCGGCAAAUACUUCACCCAUUGAAACCAAGAAUAUGAUCGAAAUAAGAAGAGAACCCGGAGCAGAUGCUCCUGGAUAGUUAUGUAUUUGUCUCAUUUGAAUCGCUUGCAUGCUUGAAGUUUAAUUUUAGUUACUAGUUAUCAUUUGGAAAGUAAUAUUUUGCGUAUGUAAAUAUCUAGUUUAUAUACAUUACACACAAACAAGCACACACAAACACCACACACACAUUAUAUGGAAAACAAUGAAACAUUUGAAGUAAUUUUUGUGUUUAAUAAAAACCAACGAACAAAACAA
Drosophila teissieri is the source of this 4081-nucleotide messenger RNA. It is a transcript of the gene msi, whose product is annotated as poly(U)-binding-splicing factor PUF60-B. NCBI's taxonomy places the organism in Eukaryota, Metazoa, Arthropoda, Insecta, Diptera, Drosophilidae. Gene Ontology annotation, cellular component: cytoplasm. The record is from RefSeq and is a predicted model, not a curated record. Gene Ontology annotation, molecular function: RNA binding. Bases 521 to 2344 code for a protein of 607 amino acids. The transcript is spliced from 3 exons.